Oncorhynchus kisutch (coho salmon) is the source of this 1934-nucleotide messenger RNA. Its product is annotated as insulin-like growth factor 1 receptor. The record is from RefSeq and is a predicted model, not a curated record. NCBI's taxonomy places the organism in Eukaryota, Metazoa, Chordata, Actinopteri, Salmoniformes, Salmonidae. The transcript has 4 exons. Bases 960 to 1919 code for a protein of 319 amino acids.
CAGGUUUUCCUUCCAGCCUAGUAGGACGUAGCAGUCUACCGUGUGUGGCUGAAAGAAACAUCCAGCCUUGUUUACAGCGCUGAAUCCAUCCCACUGAGCCGUGAUCCCACAACCGGAGCCGCUGACUGACGUUGUAAGAGACAAGAAAACGGGUUCUAAUGGAUACUACAAGGGUCUGAAUCUGAACGAACACUGACGAUAUUGAAAUAAUCCCGUUUCUGCGUGCUGAAAAUGGAUUCAGUUGUUAGUGUGUCUGUAUGAGCGGCGGGUGAAGACGGAGGAGGGAGACACCGGGGGCUGCAGUUGUUGAAUCCUUUUUCGUCCUGACGGAUAUUUUGGAUCAAACCUCAUGUGUCUCACUCCGGGAGGGCUCUUUUUCCCAUUCAUGUGCUAACUAAAGUAUACCUCCACCAAACCCCGAACCAAGCCUGCUCUCCCGUCCACGUUGGAGGACUUUCUCCCCGCCUGGUGAAGAGCGCAUUCAAGCGAACAAAGUGGCAUUUUGGUUUUGAAGAAAUGGAGUCGGAAGAUGCGGAUUGUCAACUGCUCGACAUGGCUGUUUCUCUGUAACAUUUCAUACAUCCCUGGGAGGUUGUCUGUCUCAACCCGACGUCGACGGGUAAUUAUAUGAUAGAGAGACCAGACAGCCUUGUUUUCCUGCUGGAUUCAACCCACCCCGCAGUGGACUCCAGACAUUCCUCAACACAGGAGAAGACGACGUCUGUUAGUCCGGGAGAUCGCAUCGGCUGGCUGCCGACGGUACCGAUACUGACGGUACUAACACCGACGGUACCGAGAAGUCAACAUUUAGGAAUACAAGUCAGGGACGUGUUCAUUUUGGUCCACGUUCUUGGCCUUUAUUUGUGUGGCCUGAGAAGCGACCAUAUUGUGAGCAUUAAUUAAUUGGGGUCAUUCCCGUUGUUUGUUUCUGACGCUGGGAGGAAGUUUCUUUUACCGGAAUGAAGUCUGGCACAGAAACGGAUCCGUUGACCUUGUUCUGUGGUCUGCUGCUGUGUGUCUCCGCGACCUGCCCUCGGCCCGCACAUGGAGAAAUUUGUGGUCCCAGCAUUGACAUUGGUAACGACAUCAGUGAGUUCCGUCGCCUGGAGAACUGUACGAUCGUCGAGGGUUACCUCCAGAUUCUCCUAAUAGGAGACAAGAACUACAACCUCAACCAGGAAGUGUUCCGCUCGCUCUCCUUCCCCAAACUCACCAUGAUCACUGACUACUUGCUGCUGUUCAGAGUCUCGGGCCUGGACUCCCUGUCCACCCUGUUCCCUAACCUCACGGUGAUCCGAGGGAGAAAUCUCUUUUAUAAUUACGCCCUGGUGAUCUUUGAGAUGACUUCUCUGAAGGACAUCGGCCUCUACAGCCUCCAGAACAUCACUAGAGGAGCCAUCCGGAUCGAGAAGAACCCUGAGCUCUGCUAUCUGGACUCUAUUGACUGGUCUCUUAUCAUGGAUGCUGAGUUUAAUAACUUCAUAGCGGGGAAUAAACAGAGUAAGGAGUGUGGGGACGUGUGUCCAGGCAUCAUGGAGGACAGCCGUCGAUGCAUCAAGACCAACUUCAAUGACAACUUCAACUGUCGCUGCUGGACCUCUAACCACUGCCAGAAAGUGUGUCCUGAUAAGUGUCAUGCGUGUACAUGGGAUGGUGAGUGUUGUCAUGGCCAGUGUCUGGGUAGCUGUACGGAACCUAACACUGAUUCGUCUUGCGCUGCCUGUCUCCACUACUACCACGAGGGGCGCUGCGUUCCAGACUGCCCCCAUGAUACCUAUAAGUUUGAAGGCUGGCGCUGCGUCACCCUGGACUUCUGCUCCAGCGUCCACCUGCCUGACUUCGACCGCUUCGUCAUUCACAGAAGAGAGUGCAUGUCUGACUGUCCUUCUGGAUUCACACGCAACAAGAGCAAGAGGUGAGUGGGUUUGUCUUCU